AUGGAUGAGAAUCGACCUUUAUUUUAUUUGGCACCAAUGGUCAGAUAUUCAAAGUAAGUUUGAAGUGAAAAGAAACUCGACAAUACGCAUAAAUAUCAUUUUUAGGCUAGCAUUCCGACAACUUGUGCGAUUAUACGAUGUUGAUGUGUGUUAUACCCCAAUGAUUUAUGCAAAGAAUUUCCUAGAAUCUGAAAAAUGUCGGAAUUCUGAAUUGACAGUUUGUGAAGGAGAUUCUCCACUGAUUGUGCAGUUUGCAACGGAUGAUCCGAUUAUUAUGGCAGAUGCUGCGGAAAUGGUGUAUGGGUAAGUUAAAAAAUAAUUUAUCAGCAAAAAUUUUCAAGUAGCGUGAAUUCAGAAUAUCAACGGGGAUAGAUUUGAAUUGUGGAUGUCCUAAACAUGACGUGAGAUCGAAAGGAUUUGGAAGCGCUUUAUUAUCGAAACCCGAACUUUUAGCAGAUAUGGUUAAGCAAACAAGAGCAAGGAUAUCAGAUAGCAGUUUUUCAGUAUCCUUAAAAAUUCGGAUAAAUCAUAACAUUGAAAAAACCGUGGAUUUAUGCAGAAAAGUGAGAAUUUUAAAAGGAAUUUCCUGUUUUUCCAAAAGCACUUUUUGAAGGCGGAAGCUGCUGGAGUAACACAUUUAACAGUUCAUGGAAGGACACCUUCACAACACGCUGAACCUAUUGAUGUAGAAGCAAUUCGAAUUGUAAAAAGUUCAGUGACAGUUCCGAUUAUUGCAAAUGGUGGAAUUUCGACAAGAAAAGAAGCUUUGGAAUUGGCUGAAAUGACGGGAGUUGAUGGAAUUAUGGUCGCAAAUGGAUUGUUGAAUAAUCCUGCACUUUUUGCUGGUUUUGAAUAUACGCCGAGGGAUUGUGUUGAGAAUUUUGUGAGUUUUUUUGUUGACUUUGGGACAAAAAUGGGGGGUGGGGAGAACAUUUAGAACAACCCAGAAAAACAUUUUCAGUUCACAAAUCUUUGCAAUAAAAUUUCAGAAGAAAAAUAGAUUUUGAACCUUUCCCGAAAAUAAGUUUUUCAGAAAUUCGAAAAAAAUUGACCUCAAUUCAUCUUUUUCGUAGUUCAUAAAAUCACGAGCUUUUGAAAUUGUUCAACUUUGCCACGUCAUAACUAAAAUUAGAAGUAGAAUUUUGCAGACAACGGUAUCUGUUUACUACUAGAAACUUAUAUUUCAAUAAAAAAUCUCAUAUUUUCUUCACUGCAUGCUCUCCAAACUUUAAUUUGAUCUACCUACAAGUAGUUGCGCGAAAAAUUCCUUGCAUAAUUUUUUUUCAUUUUCAAUUUUUUUUCGAUUUUCACACGAGAGAUCAUGUGAAUCGAGGAGAGAUUAGAACUAGGAAGGAUUCUGUAGGGUACAAAAGAACGUUUAUUUUUCCCCUUUUUUUCUGGAAAAUCCGCGGUGUGCCUUUUUUCAUUCAAUUCAAUAUAUUUUUUUCCAGAUGAGAUUAUCGAAAGUGCACGGUCUCGAUUGGCUUCUCUACCAUCAACAUCUUCAAUAUAUGCUUCGACCUGUUCUAACACCAUCACAACGGCGGAUAUUCAACGAAUUAAAUGGUAGAUUAUCGAUUGAUUCGUUUUUGAAGAAUGUUGUAUUGUGA
Caenorhabditis angaria is the source of this 1610-nucleotide messenger RNA. The record is from the annotation of a GenBank genome assembly. Lineage: Eukaryota; Metazoa; Nematoda; Chromadorea; Rhabditida; Rhabditidae.